This is a messenger RNA of Pseudomyrmex gracilis, 959 nucleotides long. RefSeq names its product farnesol dehydrogenase-like. NCBI's taxonomy places the organism in Eukaryota, Metazoa, Arthropoda, Insecta, Hymenoptera, Formicidae. The transcript is spliced from 4 exons. The record is from RefSeq and is a predicted model, not a curated record. The coding region runs from base 101 to 844 and encodes 247 amino acids.
GCAUGUAGACGCUUCCUGCGACAGCAAGCAGUAAAAGCAUUUAUAAAAUUCUCUUCGUGACGUUGAAAAGUUCGCUACGCGAAAAAAAAAAAACUUGAACAUGAAUCCGCUGACGAACAAAAUCGCACUCAUCACCGGUGCCAGCGCCGGAAUCGGCAAGGCAAUCACCGAGGAAUUGGUAUCGAAGGGACUCAAAGUAAUCGGACUUGAUCAGGAUUUGAACAAGCUGAAGUUGCUCGCGGAAGAACUGAAGGGUAAAUCCGGCAAGUUUUAUCCUCUUCAGUGCGAUUUGAGUCUUCAGAACGAGAACGAAAGCGCAUUGGAAUGGAUUGGGAAGAAUCUGGGAGCCGUGGACAUCUUAAUAAACAACGCCGGCAUAAGUUUGGACUCGUCCAGUAUCACUGGUGGCAUAGAAGAACUCAAGAAGACUCUCGACAUCAAUGUGCUCGGCUUGACGUGUAUUACCAAAGGAAUUUUACAGAUGAUGAAGAACAAGGGAUUAGAUAAUGGCGCCAUUAUUAACAUCAACGACGCCAUCACCUGGAAAGGCCUACCUCUCGCUUCCGACCGUCCACUUUCUCCGGCAUACGCGAGCAGCAAGUCCGCAUUAGCUACACUGACCGAAUGUCUUCGUUUGGAACUGGCGCAGAAUGAAUCCAACAUCAAAGUAAUUAAUAUCAGUCCCGGCUUGGUGGAGAGCGAGAUGACCCAGCAGUGGUUGACGGAAAAUCCACGAUUGGCUUUGAAGCCCAAGGACGUCGCAGACGCUAUUCUGUUCGCGUUGCAAACUCCGGAGAACGUGCUUAUCAAAGAACUUAUUAUCACUCCCAUUCGAGAGAUGUAAAAGCCAACAAAACCGAACGAAAUCGUUGUCUUUGAUGAAUAUAAGUGGUAUUUGAAAAACACAAGUUUUGCAGAUCUGUUAUAAUUGAUCGAAAUAAAUAGCAUUUACAAAAUAA